UUCCUUGACCAGUUCUGGAGGAAGGCUGAAGAUGACAGCGGUGGACGCCCUGUCCGACAGCGCCGAGGCAGUAGAGAUGGAGGACGCCUCCACGUCCCAGUUCCAGGUGGAGAAACACUCGUGGGAGGGGCUGCGUGACAUCAUUCACGGCAGCCGGAAGUACACGGGAAUGAUCGUGAAUAAGGCCCCCCACGACUUCCAGUUCGUCCGUAAAACAGAAGAAUCGAGCCCACACUCCCAUCGGCUGUAUUACCUGGGAAUGCCAUACGGAAGCCGGGAAAAUUCUCUCCUGUACUCGGAGAUUCCCAAAAAGGUACGAAAGGAAGCCCUCCUGCUGUUGUCGUGGAAGCAGAUGCUGGAUCAUUUCCAGGCAACUCCGCACCACGGGAUGUACUCCAGGGAGGAAGAGCUGCUGAGGGAACGGAAGCGCCUCGGCGUCUUCGGCAUCACCUCCUAUGACUUCCACCGAGAGAGCGGCCUCUUCCUCUUCCAGGCCAGCAACAGCCUCUUCUACUGUCGAGACGGAGGCCAAAAUGGCUUCAUGAUCUCUCCGAUGAAGCCGCUGGAAAUCCAGACGCAGUGCUCGGGGCCGAGGAUGGACCCCAAAAUCUGUUCGGCGGACCCUUCCUUCUUCUCGUUCAUCAACAACAAUGACCUGUGGGUGGCGAACAUCGAGACGGGGGAAGAACGGCGCCUGACUUUCUGCCAGAAAG
Messenger RNA from Notechis scutatus (mainland tiger snake), 713 nucleotides. Lineage: Eukaryota; Metazoa; Chordata; Lepidosauria; Squamata; Elapidae. The record is from RefSeq and is a predicted model, not a curated record.